Molecule: messenger RNA, 396 nt
Organism: Phytophthora infestans T30-4
Lineage: Eukaryota; Oomycota; Peronosporomycetes; Peronosporales; Peronosporaceae
Exons: 2
Coding region: 1-396 (131 amino acids)
Source: RefSeq, a predicted model, not a curated record
AUGCGCUUCCGACUUCAGUUCCUACUCCUCGCACUAUAUCCACCGACGGACAACGCUGCCGCCGGCUGCAAGUUGAAGGCAAGCGCGCUCCAAGCUCGUCUGCAAUUAUUGAGCGCCUUCCUCGAAGCGAUGGGCUACUACGGGAUGCUGACGGCAUUCGAAGACACUCCACGACAACCUUAUGUGCCUCCAAGAUCGCCCACUAAGCAUCUAGCGUACUAUUUGGGACUCGCAUCCGCCGACGAAGACCAGGAUCAAGAAGAGGGCCACCCUGGCAACACCACGGCGACGAAGAAGACAAGGAAAAGGCCCAAGAAAACACCAACGAAGACGCAGACGACCAAGAUGACGAAGACGACGACGAAGAGGCCGAUGAAAAUUCCCUUCUACCGAUAA